AUGGAAUCUCUUGGAGAAAGGCUAGAGCUGUUGGCUCAUCGCAUUUACCUCCACGGUUGGAUAUUUUGGUACGCGUACAAAAUACUCACGGGCUGUUUGAUAUACAUUUGUGUCAUGGAAUGCUUCCUUUUCAACUGGCAAGUACCACAAUCACUAACAGAAUUCUUGAUGCUUUGCAGAGCCGAAGUAAGCCAGGAAGAGAUGUCAUGGAUCCUUUCGCACGUCGCCUUUCAAGCCAUCCAGAUCACUAUCUUGUGUCUCAUGUGGCGAGGUUACAAGAUGAAGGAAUCAAAAACUCAUGUCAAGCCCCAAACAGAUUUUAUCGAACUUGUCGACGGGCUUCCCCCGUUUGGCUUGCUGCAAGGCAUGCGGGUUUUAUAUUCCAACAUUUCUCUCGCUGCCAUAUGUUUCGGAAUACUGAUCUACGAGCUACGAGCCCGAUCACUGCGUCUAUUGACAUUCCUGCUUCCGCUGCUCUACGUUGACGCUUAUGAAUGUGCUCUAUCACAGCACAUGGUAGGCCAAGGCUUGGAAUGGGCCCCAAAUCUCCUUGACGAUUAUAAGCAAAAGCCCAUACUGGCCGUUCUUUCUGCAUUUCUCACGUUCGGCAUGAUAUUCGGAAUCCCCUUUUUGGCACACCCUUUUAUGCGUGUUAUCUUUUUCCUCACUCCAUUUUUCAGCGCUACCUUGCUGUUCUACUUUCUGCUCUAUCGUCAUAUCCCCAAAUAUCUGGCUGAACCACUUCCUCUUCCUCAAUCCGUCGACCAAGAGAACCGGUUUUGUCAAGUUUGCCAAACUACAAUACUCGCCAAACUAAGAGAGAACUCUGGGAGUGUCGAUAACGCCCCACAAUCAGGCCAUCACCGUACAAAGAGUUCACUGAGAAGCUCUGCUGUAGCAGGAUGUCGCAUCUGUACCACAAUUUGGGAUCGUCUCACAGAGGAAGUCACUAGUGUCAACCGAUAUCCGCCUUCGCUUUACUUUACGACUUAUAAAUUCUCAUUCAAGGCGAUUGGUAUCCACGGCAAGUGGAAUUAUUAUCUUUGUGCAUUCAGAGUUGAAAAAAUCAGUGGCAAGGUCUUUCGAAAAGCUGAUCAACGAUUUCCCCCGGUUUCACUCUAUUUUGAACUUUGCACACUUCCAGAAAGCGAUCUGGGGCAGCACACUGGAUCGGAUGAAAGUCUUGAUCAGGCUAAGAAAUGGUACUCGGGCUGUAUAAGGGAGCAUCCUGACUGCAGCACCAAUAUUGGUGCCGAUGGGUUCCAACCAUCCCGGUUACUAUACCUCGGCAACCCCAAAGACAUCAGUAUCCAUAUUAGGGGUGAAUAUCCCCGCGACAUGAAAUAUAUGACGUUGAGUCAUUGCUGGGGCAAUUCACACUUUAUCAAGCUACAGAGCAAUAACCUUGACGAACUUCGUCAAACAAUCUCGUGGGAAUCCCUUCCCCAAACGUUCAGAGACGCUAUCCGCGUUGCAAGGCAUCUCGAGUCCCAAUAUCUAUGGAUCGACAGCCUUUGCAUCAUGCAAGACUCGCUAGAUGACUGGAGCCAUGAAGCGUCGGAGAUGGGCGAAGUUUAUCGAAACUCAAUGUGCAACAUUGCUGCUUCAAGUGCAUCCGACAGCAGCCAGGGUUGUCUCUAUCCGCGAAACCCUCGAAUUAUACAACCUGAGCCUCUUGGCAAUUAUGGAAACGAGUUAAAGGACUUGUAUCUCUUCAAUAGAAGCUUUCCACAGAAGCCCUUUCCGUUGUACAAACGAGCAUGGGUUCUUCAAGAAGCUUUGCUUGCACCGAGGACUCUUGAUUGCGGGAAGAGUCAGCUAUACUGGAGAUGCGACGUUGCCAAAGCAUCAGAGGAGUUUCCGGGAGGAUAUCCUCUCGGCAUGGGUGUGUACCUCAGCCACCCAGCGCAUUUAUCAAGCUGCCCCGACAAAAGUCUAAGAGCCAUGGUGGCAGAGACAAAGCGCGGGAAGGAUGGAUAUGGACAUGCUGAAGAGCCACGCCCUUGUACUCUUGUCAAGUCUCUGGCCCUGACAGACGCGGGACUAGUAACCGCGGUGAAGCAUUGGAGUAAUAUUGUUGAAGCCUACAGCGACAUGAAUUUGACGUUUGAGGCUGACAUGCCCAUGGCUAUCCAUGGUGCUAUCGAGGCUUUUCGGCCGUUUCUAGGUCAAUGCUAUGCUGGCAUGUGGGAAUACACCUUGCCUGCUCAUCUUGUCUGGAUGCCUACUUGGCCAGCCAUAGUAACCACGGUUCUACACUGCAAAAGACCGCUCGUCAAAAGAGCCCCGAGCUGGUCAUGGAUGUCGCUUGUAGGCAAGAUAGAGUAUAAACAAACGUGCUGGCUUCACGCUGAGUAUUCCUUACUUGCACAUGUUACGCAAGUCGUCACCUCUCCAGGUGAAAUCCGGCUCCAUCUCCAAGCACCAAUAUUCAAGGCGACAUACGUUGGUGACGCAAAAAGCAGCAUCAAACGAGCCCUCGGGGCAUGUUUGCCAUUACCUUUAAAAAGAUCAAACAUUACGGUUAUAAACAAGAAUAUGGAUGUCAAGUGGGAAAUCAUGGGCUAUUAUGUAGACGAGGACAAGAACAGUGAAGAGAAGUCGACUCUCCGUGCCUGCUUCGACGUUCAGGAAGAGGAGGAUACAGCUCGAGACAUUUACCUUGUGGCGAUUACUGAAAAGAGUGGAACUGAGGGUUUGGUUUUGACCAAGAGAGAUGAUGGCAUGUAUUCGCGUCUUGGAGCAUUCUAUGCUAUGGGAGCUGUGAGGAAGAUAUUCCAGGACGGGGGAAAGAGUGAAGUUAUCUUGGUAACCCCUCUGAGGGAUACGCAUGACAAGAAUGACUCGGUAAUUUGCGGGAUUAUCUCCUUUUUUCCGAAAAUGAUGCCGACACAUUAUCUGUUGUUGUUUCUCGGCAAAGGGGAUACCUUGUACUAUCAGUUCAUCUUUAGAUCUCAAAUCUCAUACGAUAUCAACCUGACAAUCAGCCAUCGGGUCAUUUAG
This is a messenger RNA of Fusarium pseudograminearum CS3096, 3003 nucleotides long. RefSeq lists its product as uncharacterized. Lineage: Eukaryota; Fungi; Ascomycota; Sordariomycetes; Hypocreales; Nectriaceae. The coding region runs from base 1 to 3003 and encodes 1000 amino acids. The record is from RefSeq and is a predicted model, not a curated record. The transcript is spliced from 5 exons.